Messenger RNA from Ahaetulla prasina, 4062 nucleotides. It is a transcript of the gene SH2D3C, whose product is annotated as SH2 domain containing 3C. Gene Ontology annotation, molecular function: phosphotyrosine residue binding; guanyl-nucleotide exchange factor activity. The record is from RefSeq and is a predicted model, not a curated record. Lineage: Eukaryota; Metazoa; Chordata; Lepidosauria; Squamata; Colubridae. The transcript has 12 exons. The coding region runs from base 75 to 3029 and encodes 984 amino acids. Gene Ontology annotation, biological process: small GTPase-mediated signal transduction; positive regulation of peptidyl-serine phosphorylation.
CAGGACAAAUUGAUGAUGACACAUCAUUUGCAAAACUUUCCCUGACCGAAUCGGACAGGGACGGGGGAAAAAAAAUGGCUGAAAGCCAGAAGAAGAGAAGUGGCUUGAAAAAGUUUUUGAAGCUCAAAGGGUUCGGGAGCCUGACUAGCAUUCCUCGCAGCUUCGGCUUCCGCAGAGUCUCCGUUGCCCCCAGACAUGCCGAGACCCACGGAGGAGGGGGGUCGCUCUCUUCUAAGGGCUUCCUGACCUUCAGCUUUGAGAUCACUCAAGACGACUUGGGCGCUGGGCCCAAAAGCCCGUCGCAUUAUGCCCGCUCCAGCCACAUGUUCACCCACAUGGGCACCAUGCCCAGAGGCAGCACAAGACAGAAGGUGGGGAGCCAUGGGGCAGAGAAGGCCUUGGAGACAACGUUGCAGAAGGCCCCAGAGCUUGGAGAUUUGGGGAGAGUUGAUGUUCCACAGACAGGUUCUCCAUCGUGUGGAGAAGGAAUGGAACCCAAUGAGAAAGAGAGGUCGUCUUCUCUACUCAACGUUGGUCCAAGCGGUUCCUCAGAAGUGAUGGUCCGGGCUGAGAAGCCCUCCCAAUGUUUCCUUGAACCUGGAGAGGUGUCCAGCCCAGGAACAAAGGAGAAACCAAAGCAGGUAGAACGGGAUUGUCUUCAAGGAACAGGUAGACCCUUUGAGAGGGCUCAGGAUGACCUAGAAGUCUUCCCCCUAAGUCCAUCUCACUAUGCCCAGUCUUGUGACGCCUACAGUCACCUGGGCACCAUGCCGAGAGCCCGUGCUGGGCAGUCCAAGAAGUCCACCAAAGAGAAGAAGCCGACAAUGACUCAACAAGACCUCAAGCAAGAUCUGCCCGCAGAAGCCACCCCGUCCCGUGAGGAAACUGCCAAGGAAGCUAGAGACCAAGAGACAACCUUAGAGGAGGACCUAGAACAAAGGCAACCUGACGGAUUAGGAUCGUCGAGCGAAUAUGUUAAGUUCUCCAAGGAGAAGUAUAUCCUCGACUCCUCGCCGGAGAAGCUUCACAAGGAGUUGGAAGAAGAGCUGAAGCUCAGCAGCUCCGACCUACGGAGUCACGCCUGGUAUCAUGGCCGCAUCCCCCGGGAGGUGUCGGAAAGCCUGGUGCAAAGGAACGGGGAUUUUUUGAUCCGCGACUCACUCACCAGCCUGGGCGAUUACGUGCUGACGUGCCGCUGGCGGAACGAACCCCUGCACUUCAAGAUCAACAAGGUGAUGGUGAAAUCCGGCGAAGGGCGCACUCACAUCCAGUACCUCUUUGAGCAGGAAAGUUUCGACAACAUCCCGGCCUUGGUGCGCUUCUACGUAGGGAACCGUAAGCCCAUCUCGGAACAGAGCAAUGCCAUCUUCUACUGCCCCAUCAACCGCACCUUCCCGCUGCGCUACCUGGAGGCCAGCUACGGACUCGCCAAUGGGAAGCACAGCAGCUCCCAUAGCCACUCGGGCCACAAAGGCGGCCACAUCAAAAGGAGGAGCAUCACCAUGACGGACGGGCUGACCGCCGACAAGAUCACAAGGAGCGACGGGUGUCCCACCAGUGUCUCCUUGCCGCAUCACCGAGACAUCAUUCGGAACUGCGCCGUCAGUGUGGAUCAAAUUCAAGACCUCCACUCCCCGAUGUCGCCCAUCACCGAGACCCCAGCCACUCCAGCUUAUAGCACUGUUACUCGUCUCAAACCGCAAGCGAGCAACAGUGCCGCCCCGUCGUCCCCGGUCAUCCGACGCUCUAGCGAGCCGCAGCUAUGCCAGGGGAAUGGCAGUAAGGGCGAGCUGUCGGACAGCCCCCACUCGACCCCUUCCCACGGAUGCUCCAGGGCUUCCCCUUCUCCAUCUGCCAGCAGUUACAGCGACCCGGAUUCAGGACAUUACUGCCAGCUUCAUCCGCCCUCUCCGGUCCAGUGGGAGAGGCCUACGCCCGACAACAAAGUAAUGCCAACCAAGAGCUACGUGGAGAGGCUAAAGGGAGACGAAUGCCAGCGAGGGUUUAUCCUGAACGGCUCGGAAGGAGAAGCAGGGUCCAGAAAGAGGCUGGAGCAGGACAUGAUGGGUUUUGUGAUCCCCGUGGUGGAAAGGACAUCCUCGUUCAACCCCGCCCUGUUCCACUCCUUGCUUAUUCCGGGGGAAAACAAGCCACUGGAAAUGAUGGUGCUGAAGAAGAUCAAGGAACUGCUCGCCGAAGGGGACGCGAGGACUCUCGCCAAGCAUAUCACCCACGUGGAUUGCCUGGUUGCUAGGAUACUGGGAGUUACCAAGGAGAUGCAGAGGCUCAUGGGAGUCAGCUCAGGGAUGGAGCUGCUCACCCUGCCCCACGGACAUCAACUUCGGCUGGAUUUGUUGGAAAGGUUCCACACCAUGACCAUCAUGAUCGCGGUGGAUAUUUUGGGGUGUACUGGCAGCAUGGAGGAGCGGGCCUCUCUUCUGCACAAGACCAUUCAGCUGGCGGCCGAGCUGAAGAGCACCAUGGGCAACAUGUACAGUUUUGCCGCUGUGAUGAAUGCGCUGGAAAUGACCCAGAUCUCCCGCCUGGAGCAAACCUGGAUGGUUUUACGCCAGCGUUACACGGAGGGUGCCAUUCUGUACGAGAAAAAGCUGAAGCCAUUUUUAAAGAGCCUGAACGAAGGAAAAGAAGGACCGCCCUUAUCUAACACCACCUUCCCACACAUUGUGCCUCUCAUUACUCUGUUGGAGAGAGACACGGCGCUGCCAGAUCAUCCUGAACCCUGGGAAAACCUGGACAAUAGUGUGGAGGUGGUCAUGGCCCAUCUGGAAGCAGCGCGCACGGUGGCUCACCACGGGGGACUGUACCACACCAACGCGGAGGUGAAGCUGCAAGGGUUCCAACCACAAGCGGAGCUUUUGGAAGUCUUUAGCACCGAAUUUCAGCUCCGGCUCUUAUGGGGGAGUCGGGGGGCCGAAAGCAGCCAGAGUGAGCGCUACGAGAAGUUUAACAAGGUCCUCACCGCCCUGUCCCACAAAUUGGAGCCAGCAGUGCGUUCGAGCGAGCUGUAGCUGGACAAUGACGGGGGGGGCAAGAUUGCAACCAAUGCGCCUGCAGCAGCUGAGGGCCCCCCACCCCAAAAGGGCCUUUCCAGCAUGAAAUACUGACAAUCACCGGAUUGACUUUGUUCCUGCAAAACUUGACAACAAACCGAGUUCCUCCAGAAGACACCAUGGCUGACAUUGCAAACCAGGGAAGACAAUGCACUGAUCAAGCAUGUUCAAUAUCAGCCAUGCAGAUUCGUAUUGAAGAUUUGCAGUGGGGUUCACGAAAGAGGCAAAACUUCUGAGUUAAAAUUCAGUAAAGAUUCAUAGCCAAAUUUCAUGCCCGGGGGUGGAGGUUGGUGCCUCACAGGUUUGAAACCAAAAGUGCAGGAAUCUUCUCCCCGGCUCCUCCCAUUACUUUGAGGUUCCCCUGUUCUCUUCUCCAUCACCAUGGAGUAGAGCAGUUUCCACCAGCUUUGGGGGUCCAGGGGGGGCUGAUCAGGGUUUGUUUAGUUCCCCAAAACCUCAGAAGGACCUGGGUGACAAGGCACACCCACAAACAGCAAAACAACUCCAAAAUUUAGCUUUUCUAUUUUCAUGGGCAUUUCUGAUCAUCGCUAACAUUCAUUCUACUCCCAACUUAAUCCAUCAACCACAAGCCGCCCAGCGAAGCCUCAUGACAAUAGAUAGUAAAUAAAUUUAAAAAUACAUUUUAAAAAAAUCAGGUAAAGUUAGGCCACUGCCAUCUUCCUUUCCAGAUACCCAACGCCUCCAAUUUCAGUCCUUUCAUUAAUGCCAAGUAACAUUCCUUUUUCUUUUCUUUUCUUUCUUUUUUGCUUACCCUUCAUUUUGAUGCAGGGAAUGAGGGUUGUUUUGUAAAUUUAAAAAAAUAAAUCCAUAUGGGGUGUAUAUGUACCUAUAAAUAUAUAUAUAUACAUAUGUAUUCAGAUCUCAUGUGUAAAUAAUUGACAUUGUUCUUUUGGGUCUUGUAAAUGAAUGUACAGAUACAAUGGAGUGUGUUUCCUCAAUUCUUGCAUACAAUAAACUUUUAUGCUUUUUU